CACCGCCCCCGGUGCGCUGCCAUUGGCUGCGAGGCGCGAGGGGCGGGGCCCCGGCGCGGCCGCUCCGGGCUCCCCCCGCUGCCCCGCGCGGAGGUUCCGCCGCCCGCCAGGCCCCGGGCACGGGAAUCCCAAGACGAAUCCGUAAAUCCCAGGAAUUUUUGCCUCUGGAAGCUCGGGAUGCGUUAGAAUUCCAAGAAUUCCCUUUCCCUGAGGAAUGCAGCACCAUGCGCUGCCUGGCCCGCCUCAGCUCCAAGGCUCUGCUGGUUCUCUGCGCUCUCCUGGCGCUGCUCUCGCUGCUCCUCUGGAGCCGCUGCUCCCACCAUUCCCAAACCCCGGCGCGGCCCCCGGAGCGCCCCGAGGAGGAGGAGGAGGAGGAAGCCUCGCCCCGGGACGCUCCGGGAAUCCCGGGAAAUCCCGCCGGGAAAGCGGCGGCGCCGCGCUACGAGGAGAUCGACUGCGUCAUCAACGAGGAGCAGACGGUGAAGGGGCGGCGCGAGGGCUCCGAGGUUUUCCUGCCCUUCAGCUGGGUGGAGAAAUAUUUCCAGGUGUACGGGAGGAUCACGGGAUCCGACGGGAACGAGCGCUUCGAGUUCUCCCACAGCUACUCCAAGGUGUACGCGCAGCGCGCGCCGUACCGGCCCGACGGCGUCUUCAUGUCCUUCGAGGGGUACAACGUGGAGCUGAGGGACAGGGUCAAGUGCAUCAGCGGGGCUGAAGGAGUUCCCGUCUCCACGCAGUGGGGCCCUCAGGGCUACUUCUACCCCAUCCAGAUCGCCCAGUACGGCCUGAGCCACUACAGCAAGAACCUGACCGAGAAGGCGCCGCACGUGGAGGUGUACGAGACGGCGGGAGACGGGAUCGAGAGCGUCGGGAAUAGCGGGAAUGAGGGCGGGAACGGCCGCUGGACCGUGCCCAAGGGCUGCUCCCUCGCCACCGUCUGGGACAAAUCCCGCCUCACCGCCGUCAAGCACUUCUCCUGCCCCGAAAACUCCGAGGGCGUUUCCCUGGAGCUGAACAACGGCCGCGAUUUCAUCAUCUCCUUCGACCUGAAGCUGCAGGGCAACGGCAGCGUCUCGGUGCUGCUGGAGACCACGGAGCGUGGCCGGCCGCUGGCCGUGCGCUACGCGCCGGGGGCGCCGCUGCUGGCGCUGCGCGACGGCGACGUCGUCUACGGCAUCGGCGGCGCCGGCGGCGGCUGGAGGCGGCUGACGCGCGACCUCCUGACCGACCUGCGCAAGGGGCUGGGGCUCUCGCGCACCAAGGCCGUCAAGCAGACCAAGGUGGCCCCCAAGAGGCUCCUGCGCUUGGUGGCCAAAGGCCGCGGCUUCCUGGACAACGUGACGGUGGCGGCCAGCGCGCACACGGCCGCCUUCUUCGCCGCCAGCCGCUGGCUGCUGCGCAACCAGGACGAGCGCGGCGGCUGGCCCAUCGGCGUCACCAGGAAACUGGGAGAGGGUUUCAAAUCCCUGGAGCCGGGCUGGUACUCGGCCAUGGCGCAGGGCCAGGCCAUGUCCACGCUGGUCAGGGCGUACCGGCUGACCGGGGAGCCGGCCUUCCUGAGCGCCGCGCUGCGCGCCACCGCGCCCUUCAAGCUGCCGGCGGAGCGGCGCGGCGUCAAGGCGGUGUUCAUGGAGCGGCACGACUGGUACGAGGAGUACCCCACCACGCCCAGCUCCUUCGUGCUCAACGGCUUCAUGUAUGCCCUGAUCGGCCUCUACGACCUGAAGGAGACGGCGGGCGAGGAGCGCGGCCGCGAGGCGCGGCUGCUCUACGAGCGCGGCAUGGAGUCGCUGAAGGCCAUGCUGCCGCUCUUCGACACCGGCUCCGGCAGCGUCUACGACCUGCGGCACUUCACGCUGGGCACGGCGCCCAACCUGGCGCGCUGGGAUUACCACACCACCCACAUCAACCAGCUGCAGCUGCUCGCCUCCGUGGACGACGCGCCCGUCUUCAGGGAGUUCGUCAAGAGGUGGAAGAGUUACCUGAGAGGGGGGAGAGCCAAGCACAACUGAGAGCCGGGGAGGGAGAGGAGAGCGGGAACGAGGGACGGCGGGGAGCGGGAAUGUGGUGGGGGAGCGGUGAUGCACAGGUCCCAAAAUAAAGGAAAAAUGGGAUUUUGGGAUUGCUGCGGGGAAGUCAUGGCAGAGAGGUCCCAAAAUAAAGGAGAAACUGGGAUUUGGGAGUGCUCCAGGGAAGUCAUGACAGAGAGGUCCCAAAAACAAGGAAAAAUGGAAUUUGGAACUGCUGUGGGGAAGUCACAGCAGAGAGGUCCCAAAAACAAGGAAAAACUGGGAUUUUGGGAUUGCUGCGGGGAAGUCAUGGCAGAGAGGUCCCAAAAACAAGGAAAAACUGGGAUUUGAAAUUGCUUCAGGGAAGUCACGGCACAGCAUGGAGAGUUCCCAAAAUAAAGGAGAAACUGGGAUUUGGGAUUGCUCCAGGGAAGUCAUGACAGAGAGGUCCCAAAAACAAGGAAAAAUGGAAUUUGGAAUUGCUGUGGGGAAGUCACAGCAGAGAGGUCCCAAAAACAUGGAAAAAUGGGAUGUUGGGAUUGCUGCGGGGAAGUCGCAGCUUGGCAGGGAGCAUUCCCAAAAACAAGGAAAAAACGGGAUUUGGAACUGCUGCAGGGAAGUCACGACAGAGAGUUCCUAAAAUAAAGGAAAAACCGGGAUUUGAAACUGCUCCGGGGAAGUCGCAGCCUGGCAUGGAGAGUUCCCAAAACCAAGGAAAACUGGGAUUUGGAACUGCUGCAGGGAAGUGGUGACAGACAAGUCCCAAAAACAAGGAAAAACUGGGAUUUGAAAUUCCUCCAGGGAAGUGGUGGCCCAGCACGGAGCGUUCCCAAAAUAAAGGAAAAAACUGGGAUUUGAAACUGCUGCCGGGAAGUCGUGACAGAGUUCCCAAAAUAAAGGAAAAACCGGGAUUUGAGACUGCUCCAGGGAAAUCGUGGAAUCACAGCCGGGCACGGAGCGUUCCCAAAAAACAGUGGGCGCUGAAAGUGCUCCGGGAAAAUCACCGCUCCCAUUCCCGGCACGGGAAGCUUUGGGAUCAGGACGCUCCCGCCCGGAGCUCCAGACAGGGAUUUGUUGGGAUUGGUUUUGCCUUUUCCAAGGAAAAGGUUUUGCAGGAGCCACAGAAACCUUGGAAUUGUGGCCCAGAGAGCUCAUCCGGGGCCUCUCCCGGCGGGAUUUGGCUCCGUGUGGGAGCGGCUCCCGCGGGAAGCGCUCGGAGCUGGGGGAUUCCUCGGGAUUGGCCUUUUUGGGAUGAGAGAUCCACGCUUGGAAUUCUCUGCCCGGAGAUCCUGGAGCUGCUGGAGGGAUUUUUCAUGGAAAACGCGUGGCCGGUAUCAUGGAAGCACAACUGGGAGCCUGGAGCAAACAGCGCAGGGAUCCGUAUCCCGGUCACUGGAAUUCCCUGGGAACGGGAUCCCGUAUCCCAAUCACUGGAAUUCCCUGGGAAUGGGAUCCCGUAUCCCGGUCACUGGAAUUCCCUGGGAACUGGAUCCCGUAUCCCGGUCACUGGAAUUCCCUGGGAAUGGGAUCCCUUUUCCUGGAUCCCUGUGUUUUCUGUGGGAUUUUGGAAUUCCAUCUGGAGAUUCCUCGGAGCUCUGGGGACGUUUUUGGGAAUGGCUCAAGCGGGACCUGGAGUCCCUCAGGAAAUCCGGGAAUUCGGGAAUUGCCAUUUUUCUCCUGCUCCAGCCCAUCCCGUGUUUUCCCAGCUCCAUCCCAGAGGGUUUUCCAGCUCUCCCUGGGCUGGAAUUCCCGGAGAAGCCACCUCUGGAUCCCUGGGAUGUGGAGCAGCGGGAGCUCCCUGUGGAAUGGGAUGAGCUUUAAGGUCCCUCCCCCAAACAUUCCAUGAUCCCGUGAUCCCCCUGCUGCCCGAUCCCGGGAUUUGGGAAUCCCCGGCGCUCCCGUCCCACGGCGGAGCUCAUCCCGAUCCCAAAAUCCCGGGAUUUGGGAAUCCCUGGCGCUCCCAUUCCACGGCGGAGCUCAUCCCGAUCCCAAAAUCCCGGGAUUUGGGACAACGCCCGUCUCGAUCUUCCCGUCGCUUUCAUUUUUGGAGGUUUUUCCUUCAUUUCCCGCCCGUCCUGGAGCGACUUUUCUGUCCUUUCCAAAAAAUCCCCCUCCAUCCUCCCCCUGCCUGUUCCUUCCGUCGUUUUCCCAUCUGGAAAACCGGGAGAGGCUCCGGGGUGCCUUGGGUGCCUUUCGGAGGCCGGAAUUCCUCUCGGGCGGGAUUUUUUGGGAAUUGGUGCCGGUUUUCCCUCUCCGGAAGUUUGAGAUGAGCGUUCCAAGGUUGUUCUUCUGUCUCUUCCCGGAGGAGCUCCCGGGAAUCCGCAGAGGCUGCGAUUCCAUGGGGAAUCCGCGGGGAAUUCCCGAUAUUCCUUCCGCUCCCUCGUGCGUCGGAAGAGGAUCCUCGGCCGCGGAGCCUCAGAACCUCACGGAAUCCAAAAAUUCCUCAAAACUUCACGGAAUUCCUUCCAGUUUGGGAUCUCUUUGUUCAUUCCCAGCUUCAGAUUCCCGGAGAUCUUCGGGACCAAGGUCGGCUUUGAUCCCAGAUUUUCCGUCGGCUCUUCCCAUGGGAUCCCCUCGCCGGGGCUCCCCCGCCCCAACAGCACAAGCACAACCCUCCCGGGGAUCCGGAAUUCCCUGGGAGCCGGAAUUCCCUGGGAUGCAGAAUUCCCGGGGAUCCAGACAUUCCCUGGGGUCCGGAAUUCCCUGGGAUCCAGGCAUUUCCUGGGAUCCAGACAUUCCCUGGAAUCUGGAUUCCCUGGAAUCUGGCGUUCCCUGGAAUCCGGCAUUCCCUGCAAUUCAGCCUUCCCGGGAAUCCAGGCAUUCCCUGGAAUCUAGAUUCCCUGGGAUCUGGAAUUCCCUGGAAUCCAGCAUUCCCUGGAGUCCAGCAUUGCGUGGAAUCCGCUCGUUCCCUGGAAUCUGGAUUCCCUGGAAUCUGGCGUUCUCUGGAAUCCAGACUUUCCCUGGAAUCUGAGCAUUCCCUGGAAUCCGGCACUCCCUGGAAUCCAGAAUUCCCUGCAAUCCUCUCAUUCCCCGCAAUCCUCUCAUUCCCGUUCUCCUCCUCCUCCCCGGGCGUGGCUUGGCUGGGAUUUCGUUGGAUUUCCCGGGAUUUUCCCUAUGGAAAAUAUGCAAUAAUGGUUUUCCCGGCUGCUCCGGGCCGGCCGCUCCUCCGGGAAGCUCUGGAAGCACAAAGUGCUCGGGAUUCGUUUUGUAAUUCCGCCCCUCCGGAAUAUUUUUUUCUUUUUGGCGGGAAGAGGUUCUCCUCCGUUUCUACGGGACACCGGGAAUGCUCGGGAAGCUUUCUAAGACUGGGAAAUAAAUUUUUUUAUCUUAAGGAAAAAAGAAAA
Molecule: messenger RNA, 5353 nt
Organism: Poecile atricapillus (Black-capped chickadee)
Lineage: Eukaryota; Metazoa; Chordata; Aves; Passeriformes; Paridae
Gene: GLCE
Product: glucuronic acid epimerase
Exons: 5
Coding region: 225-2012 (595 amino acids)
Biological process (GO): heparan sulfate proteoglycan biosynthetic process
Cellular component (GO): Golgi apparatus
Molecular function (GO): heparosan-N-sulfate-glucuronate 5-epimerase activity
Source: RefSeq, a predicted model, not a curated record